Molecule: messenger RNA, 1305 nt
Organism: Oncorhynchus mykiss (rainbow trout)
Lineage: Eukaryota; Metazoa; Chordata; Actinopteri; Salmoniformes; Salmonidae
Source: RefSeq, a predicted model, not a curated record
UUUGUUUUGUAGCUGGUGACGUGUUGGUACCGCCUCCUUAACCAGCGUUGUAAACAAACCCUGGAUAAUAUUGGAAGUUUUAACCUCGCACCACGAAAAUAUCCUAUCCUUAAAAAAAAACUCGGAGUAGCUACAGUUCUUUUAAAAUUUUAACUACAAAAUACACGAAACGGUUUCAUCUCAGAGAAAAACUUGUUCCUGUUGUCAAGUGUGAGAGACCGAGAGAGAACAGCUGCAAGACGAUUUUUGUUUGUUUGGUUUGGAUGCCCGAUGGUUUCUUGCUGAAGAAGUGACAAAACAAGCUAUCCCCUAGACGAUUGAGCAAUUUACCGAUGCAUCUCAGUUGACCUAUCCAACGGUAGUUUUCUGGUCACAUAUUCGUUAAAAUUAGGUAUUCCAUUGAACAUCCGAUAACUACGUUAGGGACGUUCCAAGGAUCGUGGAUAGCACGGAGGAUCGCUUGAUAGCACGGACCCUGCUGUAAUUGUACCAAGAAGUGAGCUGCGAAUUAGACAACCGAGUCUUCAAUGCGAAGCAAGACCGUUCAAUGUGUGCUUUGCAGCAUCCAGAGAAAAAUGAUGAUCUGACCAACUGGAUUUGUCUUGGUGUAAUACAACAACAUGGUGAAGCUGACGAAGGCUAAGACGUUCCAAGCAUACCUAGACUCGUGCCACCGCAGGUACAGCUGUGUUCACUGCCGAGCACACCUGGCCAACCAUGAUGACCUCAUCUCCAAGUCUUUUCAGGGUAGCCAGGGUCGUGCCUACCUCUUCAACUCUGUGGUGAAUGUGGGCUGUGGUCCUGCCGAGGAGAGGCUGCUACUCACCGGGCUCCACGCUGUGGCAGACAUCUACUGUGAGAACUGCCACACCACAUUGGGCUGGAAAUAUGAGCAGGCCUUUGAGUUGAGUCAGAAGUACAAGGAGGGGAAGUUCAUCAUUGAGCUGUCCCACAUGAUAAAGGACAACGGCUGGGACUGAGAGGUGAAGGGCGAUGUUUUCAUUGAUGUUUCGUCCCUCGUCCGUUGUUCUUCCUGGCCUGAAUGUGUGUCCCCAUCGGGCCAUCGGCUCUGUCACUCCGUCACUUCAUACAGCUUUUCCAAGAAUAGCAUGUGAUGUUUGUUUUUAUACAUAUAUCUAUAUACACACAGAGUAUUCCAAACAUUAGGAACACCUUCUUAAUAUUGAGUUGCACCCCUCCUUUUUGCCCUCAGAACAGCCUCAAUUCAUUGGGGCAUGGACUCUACAAGGUGUUGAAAGCAUUUCACAGGGAUGCUGGCCCAUGUUGACUCCAAUGCUUCCCACA